AUGGAAUCCGUGGGCACAAGUAGAGUUACGGAGUUACAUGAACUCGAGGAGUUCCGGUUCCAGGCAUUCGCGAGUACAAGAUUGUACAAGGAAAGGAUGAAGAUGAUGCAUGAGAAGCACAUUCUAGAUAGGAACUUCAAACCCGGAGAUCUAGUGUUGUUAUACAACUUGAGAUUGAAAUUUUUUCCAGGUAAGCUGAAAUCUAGAUGGUCGAGACCAUUUAGAGUUGUGCAAGUAUUCUUAAGUGGAGCUGUAGAAAUUGAGUCUGAAGAUGGGACAAACAGGUUUAAAGUGAAUAGGCAAAGGUUGAAACACUACCUUGGAAUGAUUGAAGAGAAAGGGGAGAAAGAUGUGAUGUACUUGGAAGAGCCCCAAUAUGUGAGCGAAGUGUAA
This is a messenger RNA of Nicotiana tabacum (common tobacco), 393 nucleotides long. The record is from RefSeq and is a predicted model, not a curated record. Lineage: Eukaryota; Viridiplantae; Streptophyta; Magnoliopsida; Solanales; Solanaceae.